AUGCCUUCUCUGCGCCAUUCAAUGUCAAGUGCACAGUCGGCUGACGCUACCGUUGUCGACCCAGAUUCUCCCCCACAGAGCCCAAAGAAGAUUAUGGGCCAUGGUGAACAGCGAGCCUGUCUUGAUGAAGAAUCCUCAGAUCAUGGCACAACGAGGACCCAGUCAGUCCGUAGCUCGGGUGGGAACACACCCAAAGAUUACAAGCCACAAGAGCGGGAUGGCUGGCCAAAGUUGGCGCACAAAAUGGCCGACAUUCCUGAGUUUGCCGCAUUUCCACGGUUCCGAGAUCUUAAUACCAGAAAUCUGCUGUACUACCAGGCUCAGUUGCAGUCCCUGCGCACCCAUAUCAUGCAGGUCGAAGAGAACCUCAACUUGACCUGUUACGCACACGUGUUGGAAGAUGCUGACUCGGAAUAUCAUGAGCUAUUGACAAAGCUAAGGUGCUUGCUGCAUGAAUAUAACGAUGCGCUUUUACAGUACUCGCAAGUAUCGGCACUACCACAGCCCGAGACCUACAACAUGAGCUCUCUCCGCAAGUGGCUUUGUAGAGAAGACGGCGGUAACUGCCGUGUCCGUGACGGAAAGCGUGCGGACGAGACAUGGGGACCUCUGACUGACACUGGCGCAUCGGACACCCUAUGGAAUCAUCUGCGCGUUGUUCUUAAAUCACUGAUAUGGUCGGACCCUUCACCACAAGAAUAUCCUGACCUAGCCGUCUCACAUCCUGGGAUUAAGAUUGAUGGGCUGUCCAGGUGGAUUGUGUACAGAGUUGCGCCUCUCUAUUGGGUAUGGCGAGAGAAAAAAGAGCAUAGUAAGAUACGAGCACAAAACUCGGCCAUGCAGCUCGGAGCUAGCACAUCUGAAAAUAUCCUGAACCCAUCGGUCUUUGAUGCCGAGAAGCAGGGGCAACAGUAUGUGCCUAAGACCGAGGUGAGAGUCCAGGAUACUGUGAGGUCGAUGUCUGAGUCUACGGCCCUGCGUUUUACAUCAAGUCUCUCUACCGUCAUUGCGUGCCUACUCCCAGUGGUCGCAAUUGCGGUGUUGACUCAAGUCGAAGGCGAACGUAAUCUACUGUUAUGCAUUACGGGGUUCGCCAUCAUCUUUGCUGUCGGCCUGAUUGCCCUCACUCAAGGAACGAGUUCGAGAACAGAGAUUUUUGCAGCAACCGCCGCGUUCUCCGCGGUCCUGGUCGUAUUCAUCUCAGAGCCCCGGGCCUGA
Molecule: messenger RNA, 1218 nt
Organism: Didymella exigua CBS 183.55
Lineage: Eukaryota; Fungi; Ascomycota; Dothideomycetes; Pleosporales; Didymellaceae
Exons: 3
Coding region: 1-1218 (405 amino acids)
Source: RefSeq, a predicted model, not a curated record